Adineta ricciae is the source of this 558-nucleotide messenger RNA. The record is from the annotation of a GenBank genome assembly. Lineage: Eukaryota; Metazoa; Rotifera; Eurotatoria; Adinetida; Adinetidae.
AUGGAGCCUUUUUCAAACGAUCUAUUAACUAUUCUGGUGCUUGUUAGUAUAUCAUGGGCAGGUGUUACAUUCAUCGCAGUCAUCAUUAUUUCUAUUAUAUAUAUCUAUAUGCGAUGUAAAAAGCCACCUAAUCCAAGAAUCAUGUCACCAGUUCAAAUAUUAUCAAGAUCUUCAUCUAUGACAACAGAUCAACAUUCUACACCGAUAGCUCCAAUACCGAUAAAACCUUCGAAAUACGUUAAAUCAUCAAAUAAACGUGAUGGACCUCAAUAUUAUCCUGAUACGAUGAGUACUAUCGGCGAAGAGUCUUAUUCUUCACGUACUAAUGAUCAAUCAUAUCCAGUCAACAACAGUUACAGACGCAAUGAAAAUAGAAACGACAUAUUUAGAUCGAACAUUCAAGGUUCAACUCGUCCGCAGCAUCCAACGUCAUUUCGAUCGGUGAAUCCGGCCACUGAUAUUCGUGUAUUGAACCGACGUACACCAUAUCCACCUGAUGUCAUAGCUCGUGAUAAAAUGAUGGAAGCAAAUCGAUUUCCAAUGGAAGAAAAAUUUUGA